Molecule: messenger RNA, 3733 nt
Organism: Daucus carota subsp. sativus
Lineage: Eukaryota; Viridiplantae; Streptophyta; Magnoliopsida; Apiales; Apiaceae
Product: protein QUIRKY
Exons: 1
Coding region: 304-3411 (1035 amino acids)
Source: RefSeq, a predicted model, not a curated record
GUUUUGUGGUCAUAUACUUAUGCUUCCAUCAAUAAAGGAAUGGAGACCAAAAAGUAAGAAAUAAAAAACAAUAAAAAGAAAAAACAAACUUAGCUUCACCAAAGAGCAUGGAAUAUAACCACCUCUUCUCUCUCUCUCUCUCUCUCUCUCCCUCCAUCUCUCCACUGUCACCACCUCAACAAACAAACAUUCCCCUCCCCCUUGCCACAAAAUCAAUCUCCACCAUAAAUUCUAAAUUUCACACGCACACACACAAUUACAUAAACCACAUUUACACCAUGGCACCAUCUUUACCAUGACACCAUGACAACGCCGUUUCCUCAGCCUGAACCCCAACAGCCACCGCCCGAACCCCCCACCGUCCGCAAACUCAUCGUCGAGAUCAUCGAAGCACGUGACCUCCUCCCCAAAGAUGGCCUCGGCAGCUCCAGCGCUUAUGUCGUCGUAGACUUCGAUGGCCAGAAGAAAAGAACGAGCACAGUCACACGAAACUUGAACCCUGUAUGGAACGAGAGCCUCGAGUUUAUAGUCUCGGACCCCAAAACAAUGGAGUUCGAGCAAGUCGAAGUUGAGGUGUUUAAUGAUAAGAAAUUGAGCCACGGGAAUGCCAGGAAGAAUCAUUUUCUCGGGAGAGUUAAGCUCUAUGGGACUCAGUUUGCAAAGAGAGGUGAUGAGGGAUUGAUUUAUUUUGAGUUGGAGAAGAAGAGUGUGUUUAGUUGGAUUAGAGGUGAGUUAGGUCUUAGAAUUUAUUAUUACGAUGAAAUUGUUCAGUCGGAACAAUCUCAUGAGGCGGGGGCUGCUCCUGAUCAGCCACUGCCUCCUGAUCAGAAGCCGCAGCUCAUGGUGGGAGAAGAUGGCAGAGUUAUGGAGAUUCCGAUGCAGAUGCCGGUUCAUACUAUUGAUGAUUCACAGUCACCGCCUUUGGUGACUGUUCAGGAGCAACCGCCAGCUGUCACGGUGCAAAUGGAGCAUCACCAUCAUCAUCAGUAUCAGAACCAGCAUCAGAGGCAAAUGCAGUAUCAUAAUCAGCCUCCGCAGAAUUAUCAGGAUGUGGCUCCGCCUGUGAUGCAGCAGGAUGUUCAGCCUGAGGCGAGGAAUGAUCACGAGAGAGUUAGGGUCUUGAGACGGCCUAAUGGAGGAGAUUACUCGCCUCGGGUUAUUACAGGGAAGAAGUUGAGUGAAUCCGAGAGGAUUCAGCCGUAUGAUUUAGUUGAGCCGAUGCAGUACUUAUUUAUUCGAAUUGUGAAAGCUCGGGGACUUUCGCAGAACGAGAGUUCCUAUGUCAAGAUUCGGAGUUCGAAUCAUUUAGUUCGGUCUAAACCGGCUAGUUUUAGGCCAGGGGAGCAGGCACCAAUUCCAGAAUGGAAUCAGGUGUUUGCUCUUGGUUAUAAUAAGGAUACGGCUAAUUCGACGUUGGAGAUCUCUGUUUGGGAUGGAUCUUCGGAGCAAUUUUUAGGUGGAGUUUGUUUUGAUCUUUCGGAUGUUCCUGUUCGUGAUCCGCCUGAUAGUCCUCUUGCUCCUCAGUGGUAUCGUCUUGAAGGCGGAGAUGAUCCGAACUCUGCUAGAGUUUCUGGUGAUAUACAGUUGUCUGUUUGGAUUGGUACUCAGGCUGAUGAUGCUUUUCCAGAGUCGUGGAGCUCGGACUCGCCUUAUGUUACUCAUACGCGCUCUAAAGUUUAUCAAUCACCGAAGCUUUGGUAUUUGAGGCUCACGAUACUUGAAGCUCAAGACCUUCAAAUUGCUCCUAAUUUGCCUCCGCUGACAGCCCCGGAGAUUAGAGUGAAAGUUCAACUGGGAUUUCAGUCGGUUAGGACAAGACGAGGCUCGAUUAAUCAUCAUGGUUCGUCGUUUUUCUGGCAUGAGGAUGUCAUCUUUGUUGCUGGUGAGCCACUUGAAGAAUCAUUGAUACUCCUGGUGGAAGAUCGGACUGGGAGUGAUCCAGCACUCCUUGGACAUGUCAUGGUUCCUGUGGGAUCAAUUGAGCAGCGUUUGGAUGAACGACACGUACCUUCUAAAUGGUUUGGGUUGGAAGGCGGAUCUGGUGGAUCUUAUCCAGGUCGAAUUCACCUAAGGAUGUGUCUUGAGGGUGGGUAUCAUGUUCUUGAUGAGGCAGCUCACGUGUGCAGUGAUUUCAGGCCUACUGCUAAGCAAUUGUGGAAGCCUGCUGUUGGGAUUUUGGCGCUUGGCAUACUUGGAGCUCGUGGAUUGCUUCCGAUGAAAUCCAAGGGCGAAGGGAAAGGCUCUACUGAUGCUUACUGUGUGGCAAAGUAUGGGAAAAAAUGGGUUCGUACUAAAACCAUUACUGACUGUUUUGAUCCACGUUGGAACGAGCAAUAUACCUGGCAGGUGUAUGAUCCUUGCACUGUCUUGACAAUUGGCGUGUUUGACAACUGGCGUAUGUUUGCUGACACGUCGGAUGAAAAGCCUGAUUAUCGGAUAGGAAAAGUGCGUAUACGUGUUUCUACAUUGGAGAGUAACAAAGUGUACACUAAUUCAUACCCUCUUUUGGUUUUGCAAAGAACAGGGUUGAAGAAAAUGGGUGAAAUUGAAAUUGCAGUUAGGUUUGCCUGUCCGUCGUUGUUGCCUGACACGUGUGCGGUUUAUGGACAGCCGUUACUUCCAAAAAUGCACUACUUACGUCCUCUUGGGGUGGCUCAACAGGAGGCGUUACGUGGUGCUGCUACUAAGAUGGUGGCAGCUUGGCUAACGCGAUCAGAGCCACCACUUGGUCCUGAGGUGGUUCGGUACAUGUUGGAUGCUGAUUCCCAUACAUGGAGCAUGAGGAGAAGCAAGGCCAAUUGGUUUCGGAUUGUGGCUGUACUUGCCUGGGUUGUUGGCUUAGCGAAAUGGCUGGAUAAUAUUCGAAGGUGGAAGAAUCCUGUCACUACAGUUUUGGUUCAUAUGUUGUAUUUGGUGUUGGUUUGGUAUCCUGAUCUGAUUGUGCCAACAGGGUUCUUGUAUGUGUUUAUGAUCGGUGUAUGGUACUACCGGUUUAAGCCUAAGAUACCAGCCGGAAUGGACACCCGAAUAUCUCAGGCUGAAACGGUCGACCCUGAUGAAUUGGAUGAAGAGUUUGAUACGUUUCCAAGUUCGAGGCCACCUGAAAUAAUACGCAUGAGGUACGACAGGUUGAGAACAUUGGCAGCACGGAUUCAGACCGUGUUGGGUGAUUUCGCCACACAAGGCGAAAGAGCUCAGGCGCUAGUGAGCUGGAGGGACCCGAGGGCCACGAAAAUGUUCAUAGCAGUGUGCCUGUCUAUUACCAUUGUGCUAUAUGUGGUUCCAGCCAAAAUGGUAGCCGUGGCACUUGGAUUCUAUUACUUGAGGCACCCAAUGUUCAGGGACCCCAUGCCCCCAACUAGCUUAAACUUUUUCAGGAGACUACCUAGUUUGUCCGAUCGAUUAAUGUGAUAAAUUAGUAGCUUAUAUUAGAUGAUAUGUAAGGGUCCCUUGAUUUGUGGGACUGAUGGAGGGGAGGAUUUGAUAGAGCUGAGUUACAGUGUUGUUUGUGAUGAUAAAAUGGGGCUUUUACAACUUAGGGAGAUGUGAGAAAAGUGAGGUUAAUACAUGUGGGAGGGCAUCCUUUUUGUAUUUGUUGACUAGCUAAUUGAAUAAGGUUAAAGAAGAGGGCCUGAUGGUAGAAAAAAUAGAGCAAGAUUGGAGGAGAGAUAUGUAAUGCCAGUGAAUUUGCAGUCAUUUUGUCCCGGAAAGCAUUGACAUUACAAAUUCAUUA